Pseudo-nitzschia multistriata is the source of this 1128-nucleotide messenger RNA. NCBI's taxonomy places the organism in Eukaryota, Bacillariophyta, Bacillariophyceae, Bacillariales, Bacillariaceae. The record is from the annotation of a GenBank genome assembly.
ACCGGUUGYGUUGGAGCUGGCUCGAUUCGAUGCGGACGACGACCUCUUGCGGCGUGGCCCUCUUUCAAUCCCCGGUGCGACUCCACCCCACGCCCCACGGAUGCGGGACCAUCCGSUGCCGGAACACGGCGCUGCCCUGGCGGCCGGAGGGUGGCGGCGGCGGCGACGGCGACGGUGAUCGUGACCCACCCCACCGCGGUCCCCCGUGGCAGGGGCAUCCGGGCGCGGGUGCGUGGUGGCCCGGGGGCAGACACAGAGACAGACACAGCAGCAACGACAACGGCAAACGCCGGGCGAGAUCCCGGCGAGUCCUCCUCCGGAUGGCCGGGCACGACGACGACGGCGAAGGCAACGACGAACGGAAGGACCGGAGCCCGGGCACCGAGCGCCGCGUCCGGGAGCCGAGAGAGGCGUCGUUUCUGGACAAGCUGGUGGACGGGGCCCUGUUUUUGGACACGGGAAAAKCCGGCGCGAACCAAGCMCCGCCGGUUUCCACGGUCGUUGUGCUGCUGGCAGCUUCCGUGCCCCCGCUGGCGGUCCUGCCCAACCCGACCGSCCGGGCGUGGUUUCUCGGGCUCUUGGGACUCUUCUCGGUUCUGUCGGAAUGGUGCUUCCGAGAUCCGUUCGGCGGCGAGCAAGGCGGUCUUGCGGACGAACGCGAGGCCGAACACGGCGGCGGCUCGUUCGUGGCAAGGUGGUCCCUUGCCGGCCUCGGGGCAUUCGUGUCGGCGGGCAUCCUGGCACCCCUCGAUUCCGAGGCGCCGGCUGUGGCGCCCGCCGCGGGGGCGGUGUCGCGGACCGGCGCGCCGCUUCUGGUGGCCGCUGCCGCCGCUGGACUCGUCCUGGGGUAUGCGUUGUUCUCCAGCGGCGGGCAAGGUCCGGAAACAAACGACGAAAACGACGACGACGACGACGACGACACACCGACGAAAUCGUCCGAGGAAAUCGCAAUGGAGCUAUGGGAUGAGGAAUUCAGGAGCGAAAAAGACCGGAGGGAUGGAUCGAGAUAAUUCGAGAUAAUUGUAUCCGUGCACCAUUUCAACAAUAUAGUACGGCCGGGUCUACCACCCCACUCCAUCCAUAAACGGAUGGCUAGGGGAAUCGUGCGAAUAAGAGGCAACACAAAUU